Molecule: messenger RNA, 1804 nt
Organism: Gadus chalcogrammus (walleye pollock)
Lineage: Eukaryota; Metazoa; Chordata; Actinopteri; Gadiformes; Gadidae
Gene: aqp7
Product: aquaporin 7
Exons: 5
Coding region: 341-1375 (344 amino acids)
Biological process (GO): glycerol transmembrane transport; water transport
Cellular component (GO): basolateral plasma membrane; plasma membrane
Molecular function (GO): urea transmembrane transporter activity; water channel activity; glycerol channel activity
Source: RefSeq, a predicted model, not a curated record
CCACAGAGUCACAGAGGAUGUGAAAUUGACCUCGUGGUACGGAGUCUAUGUGACUCACAAGAGGGGCUCAUGAAGGAGGGGGCAUAGCAGGGGCUAUAUAAUGUUCCCACAGUUAUUGUUGGGGUGCAUACUACAUGGAACAGAAGAAUAAGCAGAGGAGAAGACUUUUGAUUGAUGUAUUUAGUUGAAGUACAGAUAUAGCUCAUGUAUUUGUUUAAAGCGUAUUUUGCUGGGCAGGAAAUUCUUUGGCAAAUGGACAGGAAAACAGGGACGCUGAAGUCAAGAUUUAGAGCCAUGGACUUUUCUCUGUGUUGAAACCACAUGAGUCUAUCGGAAGUAUAUGCUGGAGAAGGACAAAAUGAAGGAUUCAGUAGAAUCAGUAGAUCCGAGAGAGGACCAGCAGGAAAGGGGUCACAGAUCUGGACCUAUGGCUUGUCUGCGCAGCAGGUUCAUUCGGGUUGGACUGGCGGAGGCCCUCUGCACCUAUGUUAUGAUGGUGUUUGGCCUGGGCUCAGUGGCACAGGUGGUCACGGGCCAUGGAGCAUUCGGACAAUACCUCAGCAUCAACAUUGGCUUUGGCCUUGGAGUGACCAUGGGAGUGCAUGUUGGAGGUUCAGUCUCAGGGGCUCAUAUGAAUGCAGCAGUCUCAUUGGCCAUGUGUAUGUUUGGCCGCCUUGCGUGGAAGAUGCUCCCUGUCUAUGUUUUUGCCCAAUUUCUCGGGUCGUUUCUGGCUGCGGCGACAAUCUAUACCGUGUUCAAUGGUAAGGACCGCUGUAGCCAUUCGCUCUUGUACUGUUGUUGGAUUAAUUGUAGUUGGAUUGAAUUGCUACCUUCUACUCUAUCUAUUCCAGAUGCCAUCUUUGACUUUGGGGAUGGGAACCUGACCACGACGGGCGCUAAAGCCACCGCUGGGAUCUUCGCCACCUACCCUGCGCCCUACCUCUCUCUGCAAUCUGGAUUCAUCGAUCAGGUUUUGGGAACGGCCAUGCUCCUGCUGUGCCUGACGGCACUCUCUGACCAGAGGAACAAGCCGGCAGCGAGGGGGAGCGAGAGCCUGAUGGUGGGCCUCCUGGUGAUGCUGAUUGGCGUCUCCCUGGGCAGCAACAGCGGCUACCCCAUCAACCCCACCAGGGACCUGGCACCCAGACUCUUCACUGCUGUAGCCGGCUGGGGCAACGAGGUCUUCAGAGCCGGAAACGGGUGGUGGUGGGUGCCUGUGGUGGCGCCCUUGUUAGGAGGAGUGAUGGGUGCAGGACUGUACAAGGCUCUCGUAGAGCUUCAUCACCCGGCCAUUGUGUGUGGCCAGAACAGCCAUGGAGAGCAGGAGGAGAUGGAUCCUCUGGAGAAACAAAGCCACGCUGAUGUGUGUGUGUGAGAGAGACACUUCCGGGGAAAUGUGUGACAGCUCACUUGCACCUCUUGUUUCACUUGAGUGAAAGAGAAGAAGCUAAAUAUAUAUCUUAAGCAUACAUGUUAGACAUUAAUUGACUAGUAGAUUGUAGAUUGAGCAGGAUAAGUGUGCAAGGAGUGAAUAAUGUCGCAGACAGUGACUUCAAUUAAGUGACAGAGAAAUGUAUUUGUUUUAUUAUAAAUAAAUGUAGGCAUACACAUUUAUACAGUAUGCAUUAAAACAGGUAACCUGUCAAGGUACCCGUAGAGCAAAACAUUUAGGCAUUUACAUUAUUUAUUAUGGGACAGCUUGAAGCCAAAGUGUGAACACUAUGUGUCUUAGCCAAUCAAGCGCCAGUGAGAUUUAGAACCAAAGGAAAGUGUCAAUGAAACAGCAUCUAUCUAUUAGCACUUU